AUGGCCCCCGUGACUUCCGCGCUCAUCCUCUCCCUCUUGACCUCCCUCGGCGGCGCAAUCGGCUAUGCCCGCACCGGUUCAGUCCCCUCCAUUGCCGCCGGUCUCUCCGUAGGCUUCGUAUACCUCCUCGCAUUCAUCCGACUGCGCAGUGGCCAGACCUACGGUGAAGAACUGGGCCUGCUGGCAUCUGCGGUACUGGGUGGCAGCUCGAUUCCGCGUGUUAUCAAGACUGGCGGAAAGCCCGUUCCUCUGGGCUUGUCUGUGCUUGCGAUGUAUGGACUCUGGGUGUUUGGGAUUGCAUACAAGGAGCGGAGGUAG
This is a messenger RNA of Penicillium olsonii, 318 nucleotides long. NCBI's taxonomy places the organism in Eukaryota, Fungi, Ascomycota, Eurotiomycetes, Eurotiales, Aspergillaceae. The record is from the annotation of a GenBank genome assembly.